Phytophthora sojae is the source of this 1461-nucleotide messenger RNA. RefSeq lists its product as hypothetical. The record is from RefSeq and is a predicted model, not a curated record. The transcript has 7 exons. The coding region runs from base 24 to 1349 and encodes 441 amino acids. NCBI's taxonomy places the organism in Eukaryota, Oomycota, Peronosporomycetes, Peronosporales, Peronosporaceae. Gene Ontology annotation, cellular component: vacuolar proton-transporting V-type ATPase, V1 domain. Gene Ontology annotation, molecular function: proton-transporting ATPase activity, rotational mechanism. Gene Ontology annotation, biological process: proton transmembrane transport.
AGUCGUCGUCAGCCUUCGAGAGCAUGAGCGUGUGGCUGGUGUCCGUCCCGAACGAGGGCGACAGCUCGUCCGAGACGACGUUCCUGUCGCUCAAGGCGGAGACCGCCUCCAGUCGCCACGACUACGCCGACUGCAUCCGCGUGGAGCUGCCGUCGGAUCUGCUCGUGGGGACGCUGGACUCGCUCAUGGCGCUGAGCGACGACUUGAACCGCGUGGACCUGGUGAUCGAGAGCGUCGUGCGCAAGAUCGAGCGCCAGUUCCACGACCUGAACAAGGGCGACCAGGCGCUUACGGUGGAUGGAGUGCCGGUGGAGCGCUACUUGAGCUUCUUCUCGUGGGACGAGGCCAAGCACCCGCACCGUCGACCGUUACCCGAGAUAGUCAGCAUUAUCCAGUCGUCCGUGGGCAAGAUCGAAGAGGAACUCAAGCAGCUGAGCACGCGCUACGCGGAGAAGAAGCAGCAGUUUAUUGGUCUUCAGCGCAAGAAAGGUGGCAACCUGAUGGUGGCGAACCUGAACGACGUCCUGACGCCCGACGUCGUGUCUACGUCGGACUUUGUGAACACUGAGUACCUGCAAACGAUGGUGGUGAUCGUGCCCAAGAACUUGGAGGAGCAGUGGCUGAAUGAAUACGCGCAGAUUGGGGACCAGAUUGCGGAGUAUGGUCCUAAGGGCUCUCGUGGAAAUGUCCGCGGAUCGCCUGUUGUUCCAGGGUCAUCGCGCAAAUUGAUGGAGGAGGGCGACUCUGCUGUAUACACAGUGACGCUGCUUAAGGGUCAGUACCAACCGGGAUUUGUGGACAAGGAAGGAAACUUCGAGCCUGGCACCACGGUGGACUACAUCGAGGACUUCAAGACGCGCGCCAAGGAAAAGCGAUUUGUGGUCCGUGAGUUCAACUUCGACCCCACAAGUCACGCGUCAAACGAAGAAGCUAUCGCCGAGCUGGAAGUGGAGGUCGAUCGACUUUGGUCGGCUCUAAUCCGCUGGUGCAAGGCGCACUUUGGAGAAACGUUUAUUGCCUGGAUGCAUAUCAAGGUGCGGUGCAUGAUCACAAGUAGAUCGAUCUACAGUAUUCUCGAGAUUAACCGUUCCUUUUUGCUGAUUCUUGUACAGAUGAUUCGCGUUUUUGUGGAGUCCGUGCUUCGCUACGGUCUCCCCGUGAACUUUGUCGUUGCCAUGUACAAACCGCACUCGGGCAAAGACAAGAAAUUGCGUGCAGUGCUGUCAAAGAAGUAUGCUCACCUGCAGCCGGCGCAGUUUUCGGGCCUUGAAGAGGGUUCUUCAGGCUCGUCGCAGGUCGAGUACUAUCCGUACGUCACAAACGCCUUCCACCCACUCAGCACCACUUAAAUGCAGUGCGGCGUGCACCGAGACAAAUGAGCUGGUCAGGCCAAGGCAGGCUGAGUUGCGUAUGGAUUUUAGUACCAAGAUAUCCUGAACGCUAACGAGAUGAUCAAAAACU